GGAAAAAAUACAUGGACCACAAAUACUGCGCGACCCUCAUAAAGAUUUGAAAAUUCUUCCCCAACGCCUGCCAAUCAUGUCUGUUCCGGUCUGAGUUCUUCUAUAGACAUUAAGAGGGUUCGGAUGAAAAUGAAAAGCUGUGGGUUCUGAGCUCAAUCCCUGCAGCUACUGCUGAAGUCUUGCCAUCACAGAGAGCUCUACCUGAAUCUGCCCUCCUGAGGUUAUCCGAGUCCACCCUCCUCAAGACACCAUCCCAUGAGACAAUAGAGGAGAGCCGUUCCUUUUGCCAUACUCCUUCCUGGUCAUGGCUCCUCCUCCACGCCUCCACUUUUUCCUCCUUCUCCUCCUCUCUACACAGGUGUAUGCGGGCAGCAGUGCUCACGAGAACAGCAAUAGGAGCGGAGAUGGUCCCAAGAAAUCCUGUGCUGAGAAGGUCACAUGUCAACCAGGGAUUCUACUUCCUGUCUGGUUGCCGCUUGACCCCUCACUGGGUAUGCAGACAUUAAGAGCAGUCAUCUACUUCUCAGCUCUACUCUACAUGUUCCUGGGUGUGUCCAUCAUUGCUGACCGCUUCAUGGCCGCCAUUGAGGUCAUCACCUCACAGGAGAAAGAGGUGACUGUGACAGGUGCGAAUGGAGAGAAGACAGUAAUGACAGUUCGAAUCUGGAAUGAAACUGUCUCAAACCUCACACUUAUGGCCAUGGGUUCAUCAGCGCCUGAGAUACUGCUUUCUGUGAUAGAGGUGUGUGGGCAUGGUUUUCAGGCAGGAGAACUGGGUCCUGGCACUAUAGUGGGCAGCGCUGCAUUUAACAUGUUUGUGAUAAUCGGCAUCUGUGUGUUGAUGAUACCUGACGGAGAGGUGAGAAAGAUUAAACAUCUCAGAGUCUUCUUCAUUACUGCGUUCUGGAGCAUCUUCGCAUACAUCUGGCUCUACCUCAUCCUGGCAGUCAUAAGCCCAGGUGUUGUACAGGUGUGGGAGGCUACGGUUACUCUGGCCUUCUUCCCUUUGUGUGUACUCAUGGCGUGGAUCGCUGACCGGCAGCUUCUCUUUUACAAAUACCUAACCAAACGUUACCGUGCCGACAAACGUCAUGGUAUCAUUGUGGAGAUGGAGGGCGACCUCGCACCAAGAGGCAUUGAUGCCAUUAUGGGGGAAAAAUAUCAAAACAGCAGUACCAGUAUUCAUGUUGAGAAAAAUAAAGAACCUGAACAGGACAGAGAGGAGGUGAUCCGCAUGCUGAAGGAACUGAGACAGAAGCAUCCGGACAAAGAUCUGGACCAGCUAAUCGAGAUGGCAAACUACAGCACCAUGCAGAAACAGCACAAGAGCCGCGCCUUCUACAGGGUGCAGGCCACACGCAUGAUGAUCGGUGCGGGAAAUGUACUGAAGAAACAUGCCGCAGCCGGACAGGCGAAGAAAGCAGCCGCUGGUUCAGCUGAGGAUGAUCUUGCCACCUGCGCUCACAUCGCAUUUGAGCGGGCGCAGUACAAGUGCAGUGAGAACUGUGGGAGCAUCAGUCUGUGGGUCUGCCUGCAGGGGGGAACAGGCACCAGAACGUUUCAUGUCGAUUACAGGACGGAGAACGGGUCAGCAAGUGCUGGGGCAGAUUAUGAUUAUUGUGAGGGAAUCCUGGUGUUUCUGCCUGGAGAUACACGCAAAGAAAUAAAGGUGGGUAUUAUUGACGAUGAUGUGUUUGAAGAAGAUGAACACUUCUUUGUGCGUCUCUCAAACCUGCGAGAGGGAGAGGAGGGUGGAACCACUGACGCUGCCCGACUGGUUGAACCCUACGUAACCACAGUAACCAUCCUGGAUGAUGACCACGCAGGGAGCUUCUCAUUCGGUCGGCGGGAGCUCUGUGUGGGUGAAUGCUCAGGUGUGGUGGAGGUGCCUGUGAACCGGACCACAGGUGUGCGAGGGACUGUGGUGAUUCCGUAUCACACGGAGGACGGUUCGGCACGACAGGGUGUUGACUAUGAACACACACAAGGAGAGCUGGAGUUUACCAAUGAACAGACUAGUAAGACGUUACUGGUGCGCAUCAUUAACAUGCAGGAAUUUGAGAAGCGAGAACAUUUCUACAUUGUCCUUGAAGAACCCAAAUGGCUCAAGAGAGGCAUCUCAGCCACUGCUGGUCCAGAGCUGGAGGUAGCCAGACGUAUAGCAGAGAAGGGAAAGCCAAUUCUGGGUGAACACAGCAAGCUAGAGGUCAUUAUAGAGGAGAGCAUGACCUUCAAGAAUACUGUAGAUCGUCUGUUGAAGGAUACUAAUCUUGCAGAAGUAAUUGGCACACACUCCUGGAGAGAGCAGUUCAUCGAAGCAGUAACAGUCAGUGCAGGAGAAAGUGAUGAAGAAGGAGGGGAGCCUCAGCCGCCAUCUUGCUUUGAUUAUUUCAUGCACGUGUUUUCUGUGUUCUGGAAGGUUCUGUUUGCCUUUGUUCCACCCACAGAGUACUGGAACGGCUGGGCCUGCUUUAUUGUAUCCAUUCUGGUUAUCGGCAUGCUAACCGCUGUCAUCGGAGACUUGGCAUCUCAUUUUGGCUGUACGGUGGGACUUCGUGACACCGUCACGGCUGUGGUGUUUGUUGCCUUAGGAACUUCCAUACCAGAUACGUUUGCAAGUAAGGUUGCUGCUACACAGGAUCAGUAUGCAGAUGCUUCUGUUGGAAACGUAACCGGUAGCAACGCCGUUAAUGUCUUCCUUGGGAUUGGUGUGGCCUGGUCCAUUUCAGCCAUUUACUGGGAGGUCAAAGGUCAGGUGUUUUACGUAGACCCUGGAUCACUCGCUUUCUCCGUCACACUCUUUACCAUCUUUGCCUUUAUCAACAUUGGUGUGCUGAUGCUACGGCGACGGCCAUCGGUGGGCGGAGAGCUGGGAGGGCCCAAAGUGCUGAAGGUUCUGACUGGAAUGUUGUUCAUCGGAUUGUGGCUUCUCUACAUCACAUUCUCCAGCCUUGAGGCCUACUGUCACAUCACCGGCUUCUAA
Triplophysa rosa is the source of this 2983-nucleotide messenger RNA. It is a transcript of the gene slc8a2a, whose product is annotated as solute carrier family 8 member 2a. Bases 305 to 2983 code for a protein of 892 amino acids. Gene Ontology annotation, cellular component: postsynapse; axon; sarcolemma. Gene Ontology annotation, biological process: sodium ion transmembrane transport; calcium ion import across plasma membrane; cell communication. Gene Ontology annotation, molecular function: calcium:sodium antiporter activity. Lineage: Eukaryota; Metazoa; Chordata; Actinopteri; Cypriniformes; Nemacheilidae. The record is from RefSeq and is a predicted model, not a curated record. The transcript has 13 exons.